UGACGGCUCUAAAGAGAAAUCCUCAGGGAAUAAGGUGUGUUACACAGAACUUCUUACUAAUCUUUGUGUGACUUUAACUACUUUCUGAUCGUUAAUGGUGUUGUUCAUUCGGGAUGACUGGAAGUUAUAAGUUUCAAUUCCUCCCGCAAAAGAUCCCAUACUUGCCCUCCGUGAAAGACCAGACGAGAUAAAUGAUCUCAAUUCCAGGUACAAGUGCAAACAACUGCUUGCAAUAUCAACCACGACCUAUUCAAAAUGGCUCCCACUAAGCCCUCCAUUGUGAUCGUUCCUGGAUCUUUCUCCCCCGCCUUUCUUUAUGAGCCUUUAGCCGAGAAUCUGCGCAAGUUCGGUUACGAGACCAUUAUUGGCGAACUGCCGUCUGUCAUAUGCAAGCCGCCGCAACCUGGAGCCACUAUGGAAGAGGAUGCGGCUGCCUUCCAUCAGAUCAUCGAGAGGCUGUGCGAUCAAGACAAAAGUGUCGUUAUCCUCACCCAUUCAUACGGCGGCAUGGUUGGGAACGAAAGCGCAAAGGGUCUCUCAAAGACAGAUCGUGAGACCCAAGGCAGAAAGGGCGGAGUUGUUAAGCUUGUGUACUUGACAUCAAUCGUCACUGAAGUAGGAAAGGCGAGUCCUUCAGGGAUGGUGCCUGAUUUUAUGACCCCCAAGGGCGACUACUUGUUCUUGGAUCCUGUCCCUGCGGCAAAAGUUGUCCUCUCUGAUCUUCCUCCCGAGGAAGCAGUCCAGGUCACCGAAAUGAUGCCGCAUCAUUCAGCAGUUAGCUUUUCUGGACCGUUGACCUAUGCGGCGUACAAGUUCAUUCCGGUGGUAUAUAUCGUGUGUGAGAAAGACAAAACUCUUCCCCCAGAGUACCAGAGAGGAUGCAUCGAGUUGUUGGAGAAAGAAUCCGGUAAACCGGUGCCGACGAUCUUCCUGGAUUCAGGCCACUGUCCCAAUGCCAGUAUGCCUGAGGAACUGGCCAAAGCAGUUGAAAAGGCUAUUGUCGGACUCUAAAGCCUUGCAAAU
Paecilomyces variotii is the source of this 1023-nucleotide messenger RNA. Its product is annotated as Alpha/beta hydrolase fold-1. The record is from RefSeq and is a predicted model, not a curated record. The transcript is spliced from 2 exons. Bases 256 to 1011 code for a protein of 251 amino acids. Lineage: Eukaryota; Fungi; Ascomycota; Eurotiomycetes; Eurotiales; Thermoascaceae.